AUGUCUCCCCUCGCCAAACUCUACCUUAUCGCCUGCUGGUCGUACAUCAUCUCCUUCCACCGCGGGGACCAGUUUGCUCGCGCCGCCAAGGUCCAGGGACUGAAGAGUCGGGCGGCGUUCAAGCUGUUGCAGAUCAAUGAGCGGUAUCGACUGUUUAAGCCCGGUAUGACCGUGGUGGAUCUGGGGUUUGCUCCCGGGAGCUGGAGUCAGGUUGCCGUUGACCUGACAAAACCUCGCGGCCGCGUCCUGGGCGUGGACCUGCUCCCCGUCCAACCACCCAAGGGGGUGUCGACGAUUCAAGGCGACUUCCUGUCCCCGGACAUCCAAGCCGAGAUCAAGUCCUUUCUGCGCGACCCGGAACGAGGCCGCCUCCGCCGACCGCUCAUGCUAGGAGGCUCGUCCGAGGCUCCAGAUGGCGGAGAGUUUGACCAGGCAGUGCUGGAAGACGAGGCCACCGGGUAUCUGGACCGCGAGAGUCAUGAGAAGACACUCCCUGAGGAAGAGUUGCGAGACCGAGAACACCUGGACAAGUCCGUCGACGUGGUGCUGAGCGACAUGUGCGAACCCUGGGACCCGCUCGACGGGCUGUACAAGAAGAGCAUCAGUAACCCUUAUCGCAGGUUGAUGAACACGAGCGGAAAUGCCUUUCGCGAUCAUGCCGGAAGUAUGGACCUCUGCAGAGCCGCGCUGCGCUUCAGCUACGACACGCUCAAAGUCGGCGGCCACUUCGUGUGCAAGUUCUACCAGGGAGUCGAGGACAAGGCCUUGGAGAGGAGCCUGAAGGCCCUGUUCCACAAGGUCCACCGCGAGAAGCCCGAGAGCUCGAGGAGCGCAUCCCGAGAGGCGUAUUUCGUGGGCAUCAAGCGGCUGGCCAAGGCUGAUCGGGACGCCGUGUUUGCUGAGCCGUCGUGA
Molecule: messenger RNA, 912 nt
Organism: Fonsecaea erecta
Lineage: Eukaryota; Fungi; Ascomycota; Eurotiomycetes; Chaetothyriales; Herpotrichiellaceae
Exons: 4
Coding region: 1-912 (303 amino acids)
Biological process (GO): RNA methylation
Cellular component (GO): mitochondrion
Molecular function (GO): rRNA (uridine-2'-O-ribose)-methyltransferase activity
Source: RefSeq, a predicted model, not a curated record